This is a messenger RNA of Bemisia tabaci, 5245 nucleotides long. It is a transcript of the gene Cc2d2a, whose product is annotated as Coiled-coil and C2 domain containing 2A. Lineage: Eukaryota; Metazoa; Arthropoda; Insecta; Hemiptera; Aleyrodidae. Gene Ontology annotation, cellular component: ciliary transition zone. Gene Ontology annotation, biological process: non-motile cilium assembly; protein localization to ciliary transition zone. The record is from RefSeq and is a predicted model, not a curated record.
CAUGUCCCUGUUUUCGGCAUUGUUUUUGUUUACCUUUCUUUCCUUUGCUCUGUCAGUUUGUGAUUUUCUCUCGCAAGUCUAAAAUUAAAUGAAAAUUUUGAAAAUAAUUUUUGAGAAUCGGCACUAAUGCAACUGGACUAAUUUAUGGACAAAGCAGCUCUUGUAGAAGAUGACAAACUCUCAGCAGAGGAAUCGUCUAUUAAGAGUCAAAGCAAUAUGACUCAAUCUGACAGUAAAUCAUACCGGAAAAAGCUACAAGACAGAAUUCAGUCAGUGAAGGAGAGAGCCAGCUCCUCGUUUCAAAUCAUAAAUCAGAAUGCAAGCAGGACGCAUCAAAGUGAUCUGAAAUCAAGGCCUCUCUUCUCCACGGUCAAUGAUAUUCUGUCUGGAGAGGAGAUAGAAAUAAAGAAAGCCCUAAGAAAUCACUCAAAACUAAGACAUAAAUGGAGGGAAACCGAUGAGCCAUUAAAAGAGAUUUUAUCAAGUGAAGAGGCAUUUGAUUUUUUUGCCAAAGUCUUUGUAGAGCAUCCUCAAGAAGCUGAAAUUCAGAUGGAAAUUCAGAGUGGAGUCAGUCGAAAAGAUGAUGAUGCAGUUAUCAGUGGUGAGUAUGAAGAUCAUGUCAAAUUGCUAACCGCUGAUUAUCUUGGUCUGGCUAAGCAAGAUAAUGACAUUGUAAUUGAUUCUUACAUACCCCCAACUUCUGAAAACAUUAACGCUCGCAUUGCCAAAGAAAAAGAGCUCUACUGUCAUGUCACAUCUGAUCAGCCUUCCUUGGAUGCAAAACUAGGAGGGGCCACUCCUAGAUUUAUCGAAGAGGAAGGAUUUUAUAAGCCAUUGCGGCCCCCUGUAUCACAAAAAAACUUGAAUCGAUUGCAAAAUCGUUUACUCACCUCUGGGAACAGGAAAUGGUUUGGUGAAGAUGGUGAGCCUUUUAGGCUACCUGAUCCAAUUCGUAAUCUUCCUAUGCGACCUGCCAUCAAAUUUGAUUUCCACAAUCAUUUGAAUGUCCAACUUCAACCUGCGACGCCUUUGAAGGUGGGGAAACAGAGUGGACCUGGAAAUUUAGGUCCAGAGGAUGAAGACAAUUUCAUCUUGGAAAUAGAGUUAACUGAUCUCGCAUUCACCCAUCAUUGGCUUUUUUCACGAGAACAUGUUCUGUCCAACAAGUUGAAUUCCAUCUUCAAACGGUAUAAAUUCAGUAUAUCAACUGGUCAAUGUCGACGGCUUCACUCCAAGCUCCAGGCAUUACGCUCAUCCAAGGAGAAUACAGAGAGAAUUUUAGCAUCAGAACAAAACAGUGACCUAGCAGAUUUGCACAGGCAGCGGCUUCGCAGAUACAUAUUUGAAAUUCAAGAAACAAGAGAAAAAUAUUUACUUGAAAUGAAGACGCAGCGAGAUCUAUUGACAACCUUACUGUCCACUUGGAGGGAUCUGAAACAAUUACGAGAAAGCCAAGGAUAUGCACUGACUACCCCUAAAUUGGUUAUUACACAGCACAGUAAUGAUACCUACAACCAAGUCAAUGGUUUUGAUUUUGAAACAAACAAGACCAUUCAAGAACUUAGGGAAGAACUAGAAAUGAUGCAAAAUGAAGAAGGAGUCACGGACUUUUCAAACAUUUCAUUCAGACUUGGUUGCUAUUUAAAACAAAGCCCCACAAACCUCCAUAGCAAAGAAAAGGCUGCAGAAAUCGAUCCGCAGAAAGUACAUGAAAAGCUAUUGGAAUGUUUAAGACCUCCUGAUGAGCCUCAGUUGACGAUUGAUAUGAGCAGCAUUCAACCAACACCAGUAAACUUGAUAAAAGAUUCAAUGGAACAAGAGAGGCAAGCCAGUGUGCGUAAGUGUAUUGUUUGGUUGACAAUUUGUUUUAACAAUUUAGAAGUUUGCCGAACGCGAUCUCAAGUGCUAAGUCAACGUUUUACUGUGUCCUUCAAUGAACGGUUAUCUUUGAACAUAGCACAGUGCCCUGAGUCCAUCUCUGUGAAUAUCCACUUCUCUGAACGCAGCUUAACGACUAUUUAUCUACCGAUUCCAGAAAGCGGUGUGACUUUAGAAGUAGCCCAGCCUGAAUGUUAUGAAUUCAGUUGCGAUCAAGUGGUUCAAAGUGAUGGCACCAAACACAAUGGAGUAGGCGCUGGCAUUGCAUUCAAAUCCCUCCCUGAUGAUAAAUCCUCCCUUUGUCUUUUUAUAUCAGGCUCAUUGACUUGCCGAACUGGAUGGGGUGUGGUUGGGAAUUCUACUCUUGCGCCUCCCCUUAAACAACUUAAUAUUGUCGCUCCUCUUUCCAGGAGGGUUGCCCAACCUGUUGUCUCUAGUAUGUCUACUUUGGAAAAAAUGAAGAAAUGGGCUGAUCAAGCUUGUUUGGACCCAAAUGAUCCAAACAACGUUGAAAUACUCGAACUUUUAAGGAAUGUGAAAGCCACAUCAAUUGAAGAGAAUAGAGGAAUUAUAUUCAAUGAAAUAGAGCAAGAUUACAACAUGUGCGUGGAUGAAGAAUUAAUCACUAAACGACUGAAGCUUUUAAUAUUACGGGACCAAGAAGAGCUUGAAUUCAAAAACUUGAGGUUCGUCCCACUAAAGGAGAGAGAAAUAUCAAAAGAUAUUUUUAAGGACUAUGAGAACAGAACUCAGUGUGGAGAUUUCCCAAGUGAUAUUUCUGCCGGCAAUGGUGUCGAUGUCCACAGACUCAGGAUGAUUCAUCAGCUGAAUAAAUUACGAGCAGCUGUUUCUGAAAAAAUAUCCCUGGCAGCUCAAAAUCGAACUUUACUGCAUAUGGUGAAUGAGGAUCAGGUACCUGAUAUGGGCACCCUCGGAUUGACGUUCAUGAAAUGGCUACAACCUAACCGUCCUUUACGUCCCAAUCGGAAGGAGUUGAAAAAGAUCCCAGCACAAGGCUUGUUUGGCCAGGAGAUCAAAAUUAUCGUUAACAUCAUCGGUGCUUUUGAAAUACCAAUACGACAAGAUGUGGACACCAUUAUCGAUGAUAAGUUCCAAUUGAUACCCGUGCAUCCGUUCGUGGAGGUAUCCUUCCAAAAUAAGAGUUAUCGCACAACGUCUGCGGAAGGUUCAAAUCCAACAUGGAAUCAGGAUUUAGUUAUUUCACUGAAAACAACUAACAUAGAUUUGUCAAUGUUAAAUGAAGUAAUUUACAUUCAUCUCUUUGAUGAAGUUGUCAUUGAUCUUCUGGAAGAUGACCGACUAAAAGGCACAAUGAUACAUCAGCGUUUUGAAAGACACUGGCUUGGGAGUUUAUCAAUCCCAUUUUCAACUUUGUAUCAUAAUUUCCGAAUUGAAGGCACUUUCCAGUUGUAUUCUCCUCCAUGUCUCCUUGGCUAUGAGCGACUCGUCAGUGCUCAUUCGCGUAACGCGACAUUUCUCACCCUUUUUAUCAUGCUCCAGCCAGUUAUCAAUCCUCCUCCGCCCGUGAAACAUCAGUUAGAAUCAUAUGAAAACUCUGAAGUCGUCAAGUAUCUUGAUUAUUGUCAACAGAAUCAACUCAGAUCAUUUCCGAAGAGAACAAUUAAGACCUUAGUUGUCAACUCAAAUUGCAAAUCAGUAUGUGUGACUAGACUACUGAAGCCAUUAAAUUUACCCAAUUUAUUAUCCGAGUCAGAGAAAAUCCCUGAAGCAAUGAUAGCUCGAUACGUUUCCAUGAUACCAACAUCACGGACAAAUCUUUUUGAAACAUCCUUAGAUGUUUGGUUGACCGGCGAUCAAGUUAUCGGGCUUCUUAUUGGUAAUAACUAUGACCAUGCUGUCUUACUUUGCUGUUAUUUGAUGAAAUUGAAGAAGAAAGUCUGGCUCAUCAUUGGAUCUGGGAUACCACAUGGUCCAUCAGCGUAUGUUUUAGUGCGUGAAAAUAGCCGUUCAUACUACAUUUGGGAUUCUGUCAGUGGACUCAAAUAUGAUAUCCAUGAUAGCUUCUCUCCUUUGCAGUCUGUGUACUGUAUUAUAAAUGAUCAAAACAUAUGGGCAAAUAUUCAGCGGCAAGAAGAUAUUACCAGAAUGCGCUGGGAUGUCUCAAAAUCAUCAGACUGGAAUCCUAUUUUUGGACGAAAUAUGAGUGCGCCUUUAGGCUCAAUUCAACCGGCUGUAAUUGAUUAUCCUGUAACACCUGAUCGCGAAGUGCUUUCCUUGCAAGAAAAAGUGGAAACUUUGCUGCGUGAUGCAAUCAUGAAGUGGCGGUCAACUAACAAAACUAUUUGGAAUCGAUAUUGUACGGCCAUGUUACGAAAAUUAUUGCCCAGCCUAGAACAAGCCUCGUGGACUGGAUCAUCCAAUAAACAAAUGUCAGCUGCUGAUUUGAUUCAAGAGCUUCAGCAUAUUCUUGCAUCACACAAGAUGUGUGGUUUUCCAAUAAACAUGCCUUAUACAAACGUGAACGAUCUGAUGGAAGCAGUCAAAGCAACUGGCGUUCAUACAAAUAAUUGUGAAGAUGUUGAGUUUUCUCUUGCGGUGUACAUACACGUCUAUCCUGCUCAUGUUUUAUCAGCAUGGGUCUAUGUUACAUCUCUAAUACGUCGGAGAUAGUUCUUGUUCUUGAAUCUAAAAUUUCUCAUCACAAGAGCUGAUUGCGUUGCAAUGUCGUUGAGAACUCACAACUUCCCAAUUAAUGCCUAUUGGAUAUUCUAAUGGUCAAAGUCUUAAGUUUUAAUAUUAUUUCACUCUCAAUAUGUGUGAUUUAUUAAAUAUUGGAGCAGUGGCAAGGAAUUCUUGCAGGGUUGUAGUCCUGUUUUUCUGAAGUAAAAUUUUGUGAAUAAACCAAAAAAAUCAUUAUUAAGUUCAAAAAAUCAUUUCUAAGGGGAGAUGAAAAUCCGACCAAUCAAGAGCCAACGGUCAAGUUAAUGUAACAUAGGCGAUGCCUGGAGCUGAUUUCAACCAAUCAGCAAAAGCCGGUUCCCCCCUCCUGGCUACGUUGUCAGCUUCUGUCAAUGAUAUCGUUUCAAACGGCUCCCAUUUUUGGCAUUUUCAAAACGGGGUUUCUUCGCCCUUCACAGUUGAAAAGAAUCUGAAAAAAUUGCUAGAAAUUUAAUUCACUCGCUGUUUUUUUCUCAAAAAAUGAAUUGGAAAAAUAUAGGUGCCACAGACCCAUUAAAAAAUUAAAAUGCCAAAAAUAUUGGCAAUAUAAAGUUUUAAUUUUUCAAUUUUGUAUCUUCAACUCAGAAAGGUAUUGAUGUGUAACCACAAUAUAUGCAAUUUUGUAAGUAAUUUUUCAAUAAACAUACGUAAUUUUUUGACAUGUUUA